This is a messenger RNA of Abrus precatorius (Indian licorice), 1772 nucleotides long. RefSeq names its product endoplasmic reticulum-Golgi intermediate compartment protein 3-like. The record is from RefSeq and is a predicted model, not a curated record. Gene Ontology annotation, cellular component: endoplasmic reticulum; COPII-coated ER to Golgi transport vesicle. The transcript has 13 exons. Bases 269 to 1429 code for a protein of 386 amino acids. Lineage: Eukaryota; Viridiplantae; Streptophyta; Magnoliopsida; Fabales; Fabaceae.
UUUAUUUGUAAGAAAAAUAAACAAAUAAAAGAAGCAACAAGAGAAGCUCGUGGCCGUGGAGUUAAAUUAGAAGAUUAGCAGAGUCAAGCUGCAGAAAAUCAAAAUCAUUCUGAAACGCCCCGUUACAACUUCAAUUUGGAUUGAACGGGGUGUUUUCCAUUUCAAAAUAGCGUAAUUUUAAUCAAGCUUUGGUUGUAAUACUUUCGGAUCUUGCAUUUUUUAUCCAUAAUAAUAAUAAUAAUCGUCGAUUUGGGGAUUCAAUUCAAGCAUGGACAGCAUAAUGAGCAAGCUCCGCAAUCUCGAUGCGUACCCUAAAAUCAACGAAGAUUUCUAUAGCCGCACGCUUUCCGGUGGCGUCAUAACCCUCGCUUCCUCAAUCCUCAUGCUUGUGCUCUUCUUCUCCGAGCUUCGGUUGUAUCUCCAUGCGGUGACGGAGACUAAGCUUGUGGUGGAUACUUCCAGAGGCGAAACGCUGCGUAUCAAUUUUGAUGUUACGUUUCCUGCGUUACCAUGUUCCAUUCUUAGUCUUGAUGCAAUGGACAUCAGCGGAGAGCAGCAUCUAGAUGUAAAACAUGAUAUAAUCAAGAAAAGAUUAGAUUCUCAUGGCAAUGUGAUAGAAACAAGGCAAGAUGGAAUUGGUGCUCCCAAGAUUGAAAAACCAUUGCAAAGACACGGAGGAAGGCUUGAGCACAAUGAGACUUAUUGUGGUUCCUGUUUUGGUGCUGAAGCGUCAGAUGAGGAUUGUUGUAAUUCCUGUGAGGAUGUUCGUGAAGCAUAUCGUAAGAAAGGUUGGGCGCUUUCAAAUCCAGAUUUAAUUGAUCAGUGCAAAAGAGAAGGAUUCUUGCAAAGAAUCAAGGAUGAAGAUGGUGAAGGAUGCAAUGUGUAUGGCUUCUUGGAAGUGAAUAAGGUGGCAGGGAAUUUCCAUUUUGCUCCUGGGAAAAGCUUUCAGCAAUCUGGUGUACAUGUACAUGACCUACUGGCUUUUCAAAAGGACUCCUUCAAUCUUAGUCACCACAUCAACAGAUUAGCCUUUGGAGAGUAUUUUCCUGGUGUCAUUAAUCCUCUUGACCGUGUGCAUUGGACACAAGAAACACCAAGUGGGAUGUAUCAGUAUUUUAUUAAGGUUGUGCCUACUGUAUACACUGACGUAAGUGGGCAUUCUAUCCAGUCAAACCAGUUCUCUGUGACAGAACACUUCAAGACUGGAGAUGUGGGCCGUUUGCAGUCCCUCCCUGGGGUUUUCUUCUUCUAUGACCUUUCUCCAAUUAAGGUUACUUUUACCGAAGAACAUGUCUCUUUCUUACAUUUUCUUACUAAUGUGUGUGCCAUAGUUGGAGGUAUUUUCACUGUUUCUGGAAUACUAGAUUCAUUUAUCUAUCAUGGUCAAAGAGCUAUCAAGAAGAAGAUGGAACUUGGUAAAUUUAGCUGAUAGGUGUUAUUUGAGUUCUUUCCGUUGAAUGGCUCUCCAUGGACAAUCUAUUCUGAAGAAGAUCAACUGUUGAACGAAAUUCCCCCUGGGGCUCCCUGAGUUCUUCAGUUUCAACAAAUGGAUUUUGCCCAUACACCUUGUCAUCAAUGGAGGUUGAAAUGGCUAAGUGCAACAAAUGCCACUUUGCCAUGACUCAUCUUUUCUGAAACAGCUCUAGAUGUGAAUGUUACAUGUUUAAUGGAAAGUAGAGGGGCUUUCAUAGCCCUGAACUUGCAGAACUUCGAGAAGCAUCAAAAGGAAAUCCUUUAAGGAAAAUUUAAAUCAACAACGAUAAUCUAAAAUG